Molecule: messenger RNA, 2692 nt
Organism: Cucurbita pepo subsp. pepo (vegetable marrow)
Lineage: Eukaryota; Viridiplantae; Streptophyta; Magnoliopsida; Cucurbitales; Cucurbitaceae
Molecular function (GO): protein binding
Source: RefSeq, a predicted model, not a curated record
CUUCCCAAAUGUAUAAGCCCUUUCUUGCGAUGCUUGAUUAACAAGGAACGACCUAAUUUAAUUCGCUUUCUGCUCCGUUGAUUCUCUGCUUUGUUGAAACUUUGAAGAAUCUCCUUCUAAACAAUUGACGAGGUGAAUUGUUCUUCUUCUUUUCACAGUUCAUCUCAAAUUCAACGCCAUUCAACACAACGUUAUUUAUUGUUUCUCUCUAAAUGCCAAGUUGGGUGGAUAUCGGGUCAAUGCAUUUGUUUUCUGAGAGAAUUUUUGAAUUCUCUGAUGGAGUUCUUAAUGGGGAUCGUGUGCCGGUUGCUGUUUAUGAUCUUUGAAUUAUGGAAUUCUUGUAGCGACUGAUUGGUCUUGCCGGCUUGAAUUUGAACAAAUGUUUUUUUAACAGUAAUGAUCACUGAUAAUCCUUCCUAUAGUUAGUUUAGGUGCAAUUGAAUUAUAUUCUGUAUGCUGCUGCAUUUGGAUUUUGAUCUCUUAGGGAUACUUUUGUGAUGAACUGCAUAAUUUUUCUUUCUUCUUGCUUCUUGCUUCUCAUUCUGGGUUGCUCUUUAAGUUCUAGAUGUUCUGAUGUUUCGUUCCUUCACUUUUUUAUUUGUCUGCUUUUAGCUUCCGUGUUCAUUUGACAUCGAUAAACAGGGGAUGCUAUUCAUGAUUUUCUUCGACCAAUAUUGAUGGAGAAGAGAUUUGUUGUCCCACAUUAGUUGGAGAGGAGAAUGAAACAUUCCUUGUAAGGGUGUGGAAACCUCUUCCUAGUUAAAGCGGUGACUAGAGCUGUUACAUUUGUUCACAAAUAAAUACAAACCUCAGGUGAUAUGGAUGAUGAGCAAACCAAACAUGAUGGUUUGACAUUGUUCUCACGAGUACCUUUUUCAAGAAGGAAGAGAAAGAGAAACGACAUCGAAAAUAUAGAUGGGAUUAGAAAGAAGCAGAAUAAGGGUGUGAAAACAGUUGAGCAAGAGAUUGAGUCAGUUGAUAUGAUCUCGGAGUUGCCUGAAUCUGUUAUUCAUCAUAUCUUGUCAUUCAUUCGAAGUGCAAAAGAGGCUGCUCGAAUGAGUAUCCUGUCGAAAAAGUGGAGAGAUGCAUGGAAGUCUUUCUCCAUAUUAACAUUUGAUGAACAAAGCUUUCUCAAGACAGAAGUCAAUCUUGGUAGUGAUCAGCGAAGGCAGAUGUUUAUUAACUCCAUUGAUAACUCCUUGCUAAGCCACCUUACACGAAACUUUGGCAUUUACAAGCUAGUGUUCCGUGUAACGCCAAAGCUCAUCCUGUAUUUGAAUCGGUGGGUUGGCAUUGCGGGGUCAAAUGGUUUAGGUGAGCUAGAUAUCCGUGUUGAGAAGUCACCCAGACAUUACAUUGUGCCACCAUUUAUGAACUCUAUCAAGACUCUAACUGGAUUGAGAUUGCAUGGUCUUAAAUGGUCAAGUUUUGCAGCUUUAGAGUUCAAUAAUUUGCGAAAGCUGUAUCUCCGAAGACUAUACGUAGAUCAGCAGAUGAUCGAGAAAUUGGCGUCUACCAGUCCUUUAAUUAUGGAUUUGAGAAUUGUAGAAUGUCGAGGAUUAAAAAAUUUGCAGAUUUCGGGUUUUCGAAAGCUUGAAAGGGUUGACAUGUAUCAAUGUCAUGGUCUAAGAAGGGUUGAGCUCCAAGUUACUAGUCUGAACACAUUUUGGUUUUGUGCAAAGAAUUCAUCACGUUGUAAACUUAACUUAGAGUCCUGCACAUCCUUGAAGAGGUUGACAUUAGAGAACCCAUCUAUGACAGAUACUUUCCUUAAUAAGCUACUUUUCAACUUUCCAGUCCUCGAGAAAUUGAUACUCAGCAGAUGCAACAAGUUAAAGCAUAUUGAGAUAUCAAAUGUCAAGCUCCGGAGUCUAGGCUUGAGAAGUUGCAACAAUCUGAAAAUUGUUGAUAUUGGUACUGUAAAUCCUUGUUCAUUAGACUAUAAAGGCCACAAUAUGGUUUUUAUGCUCGGUCAGUUGUGCCUAAAGGAGGCAAAUUUUUCUUUCGGUUUGAAUGAGAGAGACGGUGCAGCUGAUAUUCCGUGUCGAAAUUUAGUCAUCCAUUCUUUUCUUCAAUAUUAUUGUGAAGGUUUUACGAUCAUCGUCUGGUUUCAUAAGAAUAUUAUAAUUCAUGACGAGAGCAAAGACAUCCUCCUUCCUCCUCUCCCCCAUCUCAAGCUUCAUGUAAUCAAGUCAUCUACAGAUCCCAAAGAUUUAUUAGACGGUUUGUUGACGACAUGGCACCCGGAGAGGAUAAUCGUAGUGUCAUCUCCUAGCAGCGAUGUUCCAAAGGCGUUGCACAAAAUAAAAGGAGUAGCGGACCCAAGCUGCUGCGGCUGCAACAGUUCAAACAGAAAAUGCUGGUGCCAUUUCUUGGAGGACGCCAAGAUUGUGAACAUUGCAGAAACUGAAGGUCUAUCAGGUCAGUUUUAUGGCCUGAAAUUGCAGAAUAGGGUAGACCAAAUAACUUGUAUGCGGCUACUUUGGGAGCCUUCUGUGCAUUUUGGUAAAAGCAUAGGGUCUGAUUCAUCACCAAACAAAAGACAGUGAUGAAGGGCUAUGAAGAAAUGUUUCAUACUAAUUAACUUUAGAGUUAUAUUUGCUGCUUGCUUGGUAAUCUGUAUGUAUUAUGUACUAUGAGUUCAAAUUUCUUUUCCUUUAUAUAAUAUAAUAAGUAAGUAGCAUAACUUCAA